This is a messenger RNA of Silurus meridionalis, 963 nucleotides long. RefSeq names its product leucine-rich repeat flightless-interacting protein 1-like. The record is from RefSeq and is a predicted model, not a curated record. The transcript is spliced from 5 exons. NCBI's taxonomy places the organism in Eukaryota, Metazoa, Chordata, Actinopteri, Siluriformes, Siluridae. The coding region runs from base 342 to 638 and encodes 98 amino acids.
UGAGAGACUGCUGAAAGGAAAUUUCUGGAACUAUCUAUGGAUUCAGACUCGGUCGAGCUGAAACGGUGAACCGACUCUCCUGAACUUAAUUGUUUUGAAUAGAAGUGAUCGAACCGAGUCACUUGAACUGAAUCUAAGGAGUCGAACUCACCUAACCGAAUCUUUUUGUACUGCCGGGAAAGACCUUCUGCCGGGAUGAAGCGAACUGUACGACACCUGGAACGGAGCGUGAGCAAGAACGAGGCUCACAGUUUCCUGAAGUCCCAGUAUGAAUCUAUAACCCACAACAAGGAGGCGCUACAGGUCUUCUGGAUGAAGCUGAGAAGAAACACGAGCAGGUGAUGGAGUCCAGUGUUCAGCUACAGAAAGAGAUCUACAAACUGGUAUCAGACAUGGACUUGCUGCAGUCCUCAGCUCAGCAGAAAGAGGAAGAGCUUCUUCAGACUAACAGGACGUGCAGGAUGAUGAUGGCGGAGGAGAAAUACGAGCUGUUGAUGUCGCAGGUGGACACGAUGCAAGACUCAGUGCAGCAUCUGGAGAAAGAGCUCAGAGAGAAGAGCAGGAAAUGUGAGGAGAAAACUAAGGAGACAGGACAAGAACAGGAGGGUCACAGUUUCCUGCAGUCUACAAAGAGAUGAGGGAAACUUUUAAACUGUGUGAUGAGACUAAAUGUAUGUUUUUUCCUCUUAAGUCAUGAUUGAUAAAAUACACCAUGUGUUAGUUAUGGGUCAGAAAAGUAAAUACAGCACCUCAUUCACACAUGGAUAUUAAGAAGCACAUAUUUAAGCUUCUACAUGAUCAUUUUACUUACGCUCACUGAAUUUCUUCUUCAUGUGCUCAAUUAUCAAGUACAGAUGUUUAAGUGAAUCAGGUUCUGCCCCACAUUUAAUUUAAACAAAGCACUAAAGGUGCAAGAAAAUACCUCAACUUCAGUUUCUGUCAAAUUUCUUUUCUUUAAGGACA